This is a messenger RNA of Pseudophryne corroboree (corroboree frog), 801 nucleotides long. RefSeq lists its product as uncharacterized. NCBI's taxonomy places the organism in Eukaryota, Metazoa, Chordata, Amphibia, Anura, Myobatrachidae. The record is from RefSeq and is a predicted model, not a curated record. The coding region runs from base 1 to 801 and encodes 266 amino acids. The transcript is spliced from 4 exons.
AUGAAUUAUCAGCAUUACCUAUUUGGGCCUGAGUCUGCAAUUAUGCAGAAGAUGGUGGUGUGGGCUAAAGUUGUUGCUGCUAUAAAUAGUGAGGGGGUGGUCAAGCGGACCGAGGACACGUGCCUCAAAUGGUACUAUGAUAUCAAGCGCCGUGUGAAGUCUAAAAUGGCUAAGGAGGCAAAGCCUGCUCGUCAGACCGUUGGGGUUCAGACCUUCAUUGCCAGAUAUCUGGAGUACGAGGAGCCCAUGUGGAACUUAAUACCUCCUGAAGUUGUGGCAGCAACACAUGACCGUGAUUCUGAUCGUCCCAGCCAGGAUGUGUUGAAAAAGUCCAAAACUACCAGACCUCCAGUCAGUCCAACUACAUCUGAUGAUGAUGAUGAUGACGCUGUGGCAGCAGGUCACUCAACACAAGGCACUGCGAGCAGAAGACGUCCUCCUGAACCACACAAAAAGCCACCACAUGUGGCACCCAAGAGACCAAGGUCAGAUGUCCAGUCCAAAACACAGAUGUCUCCAUCACAAAAUAGAAUUUCAAUAGUGUCUUUAAAACCACCACACCAAAUUUUGGACACUCCACCAAGACACCAACCACACUCCCCUCAUCUGGAUGAAUCAACUAAUGAGCCAAGCAGCCCUCCGACACACCAGCAAGACAGUGACAUGGAUGAAACAUUUGUUUUACAUCUUCAGCCAAUCAAUGAAGCAAACACCCCCCCAGCACCUGUGAGUACACCUCCCCCGCAACACACACCACCACCACAACAGAGCCCAACAACACCCAGUAGCACAAGGGCCUGA